This is a messenger RNA of Nymphalis io (European peacock), 676 nucleotides long. RefSeq lists its product as uncharacterized. NCBI's taxonomy places the organism in Eukaryota, Metazoa, Arthropoda, Insecta, Lepidoptera, Nymphalidae. The transcript has 4 exons. The record is from RefSeq and is a predicted model, not a curated record. Bases 43 to 444 code for a protein of 133 amino acids.
CAUUUGCCUUCAGUGAUAGCUUUAGGAUAUGUGUAUAUAAUAAUGUUUGCAAAAAUAUUUUUGCUCGUAUUUAUCUGUGCAUUAGGAAAAACAGUCGAAUCUCUACGAUGCUACGCAUGUGGAUUUUCUUCAGUAGAUACCAACAGGGCUUGUCUCACUAUAACUAAUUCCACGAACAGAGUAGAAUGCACUAUGCAAUAUUGCACAAUUAUGCGGCAAGAACUUCGUGAUCCUGCAGGUCAAAUAGCCAGUUUUAUACGAGGAUGCGAAGAUUCGCCGGACUUUUUAAAUCAUGAAGUGUCAGAUCCAAAUUUUCGAACUUAUUAUCGAGCCUGUACUACCGACCUCUGUAACAUCGGUGAUGGAAUACAGCCUGUAGGUGGUGGAAAUUUGUCUCCUUAUCCGCUAUACAACGGUACGAAUUUACUCGUACCCGGUACAUGAGAUACUUAUAUUUAAAUAUUUUAUUACAAUUAAUUAUUAUAGUUUAACUAUUAUGUUUUCGAAACUUUACCUAUCAAGUUAUAAUACGGAUUUCAUCUUUUAAAUAUUAUUAACAAUUUUAUUUUACUUAAUCAAUCAUGUGAACUUUAAGUAAUGUAAAAAUUAUUAAAUAUUAAUUGUUUAAAAAUAUAUAGUAUAACUUAAAGAUUAAACACAUUCUUGUGUAUAAUUA